This is a messenger RNA of Papaver somniferum (opium poppy), 1342 nucleotides long. RefSeq names its product peroxidase 60-like. Bases 52 to 1125 code for a protein of 357 amino acids. The record is from RefSeq and is a predicted model, not a curated record. Gene Ontology annotation, molecular function: peroxidase activity; heme binding. Gene Ontology annotation, biological process: hydrogen peroxide catabolic process; response to oxidative stress. NCBI's taxonomy places the organism in Eukaryota, Viridiplantae, Streptophyta, Magnoliopsida, Ranunculales, Papaveraceae. The transcript is spliced from 4 exons.
UCUCUAAGAUCCAAACAAGCAGAUCUCUCAUUUCAAACCUUCGAAAGAAAGAUGAAGGGUCUUGGAGGGGUAGUUCUUGUGUUCAUGCUAAUCAACUUGGCCAUUACCUGUAAUGGUCAGUUACGAAGAGGGUUUUACCUUGGAAAAUGCAAGGGAGGGAACGUUGAGGCUAUCAUCAGAGGCGUUGUACAAGCCGAAUUUAAGAAUCUGCCUAACGGCCCUAAAAUGGCUGCUGCACUCCUUCGCUUGCAGUUCCACGAUUGUUUCGUAACAGGAUGUGACGCGUCGCUGCUCCUAGAUGGCCCUGAAAGUGAAAAAAUGGCACCCCCAAACUUUAGCGUGAGAGGUUACGACGUUAUCAAAAAAGUAAAAGAUGCACUUGAGUUUGCUUGCGCCGGAGUCGUCUCAUGUUCUGAUAUCAUCGCCGUAGCUACCAGAGAUGCCGUCGUAUUGUCUGGAGGAGCGAGCUACAGAGUUGAGACAGGAAGAAGGGAUGGUUUCGUUUCUUUGAAGUCAAAUGUGAAUCUUCCAAGCCCUUCGAUUACUGUCAAGGACUCUAUUAAAGUAUUCGCGGACCAAGGACUUAAUAAGACUGACAUGGUUUUGCUCCUCGCUGCUCAUACCGUCGGAAUCACACAUUGUGCGCAAGUCCACGGCAGACUCUACAAUUUCAGAAACAAAGGCAAAAGAGACCCGACCAUGCGUGAUGACCAUUUCAAUUCAUGGUCCAAGACAUGUCCCAAUUCCGGUGGUCCUAAUAAGGAAAUAGCACUAGACCAGACACCUAACAGUCUUAAUAUCGUGGAUAACGGUUACCUCAAACAAGUCAAAGCACAAGGAGGAGUUCUUGAAAUCGAUCAAGGAUUAGGGAUAGACCCAUUGACUGCUGAGAUCGUCCGAUCAUACGCUGACGGUCCCUUGAGCAAACUGUUCCGAUCUCAUUUUGGUGAAGCUAUGAUCAGAUUGGGUCGUGUUGGUGUUCUAACCGGCAAGAAUGGAGAGAUUAGAAGAACUUGUAAUGCCGUGAAUAAUCCUAAACCAGUUCAACCCAAACCAGCAAUUCAACCAAAACCAGCUGGACCUACACCAAAACCAGCCGGCGGCUUAACCAGUCUCGGAUUAUAGAGAUCAUGAACGGUUCAUUCCACAUUUCUGCUGAUUUGAGUUUUUCAGUUUUCUUCAAGCCUUUGCGAAUUUGAAAUUUGUGUAUUUUGAUUUUGACUCCUUAAAGGAAUGUAUUUUGAGAAUCUGAAAUUUGUAUUAUUUUUCUCUUUUCAAGCAUAAAUUUGUAUCAUUUGAUUUUCACGAAUGUAUUUAUUUAUUUUUAUUGUUUUUGGAUUGA